Cajanus cajan (pigeon pea) is the source of this 2481-nucleotide messenger RNA. RefSeq names its product cyclic nucleotide-gated channel 15 (gene CNGC15). NCBI's taxonomy places the organism in Eukaryota, Viridiplantae, Streptophyta, Magnoliopsida, Fabales, Fabaceae. The record is from RefSeq and is a predicted model, not a curated record. Gene Ontology annotation, biological process: transmembrane transport; potassium ion transport. Gene Ontology annotation, cellular component: membrane. Gene Ontology annotation, molecular function: voltage-gated potassium channel activity.
AGUAGAAGCAAAGGAAUAUACUACUCUUUAUGAUUUCUCACUCUGCUCUGCAACUCGUUCUGCAUUGCCCGAAUGACCCUUUUGUUUUUCAAUUGUCAAAGUGGUUUCUAGUUGGUCGGUGGCAAAUCAAGAUACAGGUUGCAUGAGUAGCAGAUGUGACAAGUUGCUAAAAUGUGUGCCAUGUCUUUGCUUUCACCAGAGGCAAAUGCUCCGGAAUCUCUCUCACUUCACUCCCUUGUUGUUUAUUCACAAUUUUGAUUGGGAGGUUGAUACUUCCGGGAAUUCGGUAUGGCUUUUGGUAAUUCAAGAUCUGCAAGGUUUGAAGAUGAUCCGGAACUAGCAAAAUUUCCCACGACUAAGGGUGAAAAUGGUGCUAAGAUUAAAUACCACAUUGAUGGGACACAAAUACCUGAACCAAGUUCCAAAGUGUCUCACAAAAAGGUGACAGGGAAGUUCUUGAAAGCUAGAAUGUUAUCAAGAGUGUUCUCAGAAGACUACGACAGAGUAAAACGAAGAGUAUUAGAUCCUCGAGGACAAACUCUUCACCGAUGGAACAAGAUUUUCUUGGUGGCAUGUUUAGUGUCUUUAUUUGUGGACCCUUUGUUCUUUUAUCUGCCAGUUGUUCGAGAUGAAGUCUGCAUUGAUAUUGGAAUAACUCUUGAAGUUAUCCUCACAUUGGUAAGAUCAGUAGUGGAUGUCUUUUACGUGAUUCAGAUUUUGAUGAAGUUUCGUACGGCUUUUGUUGCUCCUUCUUCAAGGGUUUUUGGGAGAGGAGAACUUGUUGUAGGAUAUUCUAAGAUUGCAGUUAGGUACCUUCGCAAGGGUUUCUGGUUAGACUUUGUUGCUGCCCUGCCCCUUCCUCAGGUGUUAAUUUGGAUUGUUAUUCCAACUCUUAGGGGUUCAACCAUGGCCAACACAAAAAAUGUCCUUCGCUUUUUCAUCAUUUUCCAAUAUUUUCCGAGGCUAGUUUUGAUUUUUCCACUUUCAUCACAAAUUGUAAAAGCUACAGGGGUUGUGACAGAAACAGCUUGGGCAGGGGCUGCUUACAACCUGAUGCUUUACAUGCUGGCUAGCCAUAUUUUAGGGGCUUGUUGGUACCUACUAGCAAUAGAACGUCAAGAAGCAUGUUGGAGAAGUGUGUGUGAUUUGGAGAAGUCAUUUUGUGAAUACAGAUUCUUUGACUGCCACAGGGUUAAAGAUGCUCUCAGGGUCUCCUGGUUUAUAGCAAGUAAUAUCACAAAUUUGUGCUCACCAAAUGCAAACGAUGACUUCUAUCAGUUUGGUAUAUAUGCUGAUGCCGUGACUUCAAAAGUUACAUCGUCCGGAUUCUUUAAUAAGUACUUUUUUUGCCUGUGGUGGGGCCUAAGAAAUUUGAGUUCUCUGGGGCAAGGCCUUCUUACUAGCACAUAUGUUGGAGAAAUAAUGGUUGCCAUUGUUGUUGCAACCCUUGGAUUGGUUCUUUUCGCGUUGCUAAUUGGUAAUAUGCAGACAUAUCUCCAGUCAACCACUGUUAGAUUAGAAGAAUGGAGGGUGAAAAGAACUGAUACUGAACAAUGGAUGCAUCACAGGCAACUACCUCCUGAUCUAAGAGAAUCAGUGCGUAAAUAUGACCAAUACAAAUGGUUGGCUACACGAGGAGUAGAUGAAGAAGCUCUUCUCAAAGGACUUCCCAUUGAUCUUCGGAGAGACAUCAAGCGCCACCUCUGUCUCGAUCUAGUCCGAGGAGUACCAUUAUUUGAUCAAAUGGACGAGAGAAUGCUGGAUGCAAUAUGUGAAAGACUAAAGCCUGCAUUGUGCACCGAGGGAACCUUUCUUGUGCGCGAGGGUGAUCCUGUGAACGAAAUGCUCUUCAUAAUACGAGGCCAUCUUGAUUCGUACACCACCAACGGAGGGCGUGCUGGAUUCUUCAACUCAUGCCGUAUUGGGCCAGGUGAUUUCUGUGGGGAGGAGCUCCUAACAUGGGCCUUGGACCCGCGGCCCAGUGUGAUACUCCCUUCAUCCACUCGAACAGUGAAAGCCAUCUCAGAAGUAGAGGCAUUCGCACUGAUAGCAGAAGACCUGAAAUUCGUUGCAUCCCAAUUCAGAAGACUACACAGCAAACAACUGAGACAUAAAUUCAGGUUUUACUCACACCAGUGGAGAACCUGGGCUGCAUGUUUCAUUCAAGCCGCCUGGAGAAGGCAUAAGAAACGGAAGGAAGUGGCUGAACUGAGGGCGAGGGCAACUAAUAAUGCUGACCCCGAAACACCAACCUAUGCAAAAAGGGUUGCCAUCACUACUAGGAAACCUCUCAAUGUCAACAUGCAUUCUUCCACACAUUCUGGAGUUGUCAGCUCUUUGCAGAAGCCAGAAGAACCAGAUUUCUCUCUUGAUGAAUAACAUUAAUGCUCCACUCUACUGUACAUUGUUAUCCUAGCUAGUCUCUUCAUCAAUAAUAUGUACAUUAUUUUUGUUCUUCAUUUUUCUUCAUAUAAAUUCUCA